UAUCUAGUAUUGCUAAUAAUUCAUUUUAAAGGUCUACUGAACACGAAACUGAUUAUUUAGUUAAUAACAUUUAAAUCGCUUACUGCUCGCGUGUGUGGAUGUUACUUCACAUCAGCUGUUAUGAAGAAACUCUCAUUUCCGAUUUCAGUGUUCUUAGUUAUUAUUUAAAAAAAAACAACAACAACUAACCACUGUUCUAUAUUAUAGAUCAGUGCAACUAACCUAGUUUCUGUCUGAUGGUAUUAUCAGGCGUUGGACAGGUAUCAUAGCGUCAUAUCCGAUCAUGAGUGUCCCGUGUUUUGUGAGAACGCUGUCCAGAAGUUUGGCCGGUGGAGCAGGACUGUUCAGACCAGCUGUGUGCUCUUCAUGUAAAGACACAGUCACACGAAAAAAGUUAUCCAGGAGACAGACUGACCAUCUAGAAAGAACUGCUAGCGUUCAUAGACAAAUGGAACUUUUCUCUGCACGUGUUUGUGACAUUAUGAAUGAAUCUGAUUCGGUAAAGAGACUGAGACUGGAGGUGCCACAUCCUGACUUCAGCUUCCGUGCUGGACAGUGGGUGGAUUUCUUCAUCCCAGGUGUGGAUACAGUGGGCGGCUACUCCAUUUGCUCGAGUCCUGGCCUGCUGCAGAGAGAGGGAGUGAUUGAAUUGGCUGUUAAAUACAAACGGCAUCCACCAGCACACUGGAUUCACACUAAAUGCUCUGUGGACUCUCAGGUAGCUGUGAGGGUGGGAGGUAACUUCUACUUUGACCCUCAACCUUCUGACCCCGUGGUGGACCUGUUGCUGAUAGCUGGUGGUGUUGGCAUCAACCCUCUGUACUCCAUCCUGCUGCAUGCAGCUGAUCUGCUUAGACACACUCAUGGUCACACGUGCGCUCCAGGGCACACGCACUUGUGCUACAGUGCAAAGAACACCGAAGAGCUGCUCUUCAAGAACACCAUUAUUGACAUUUGUCAUGAGCGACCAGAUAAAUUAUCCUGCAAUUUCCAUGUUACCCAACAGAGCUCUGACAUAGAGCAGGAACUUCAGCCUUACACCAUAAAUGGAAGGAUAUCAAAAGAGGAACUUAAGCGUCAUGUAGAUCCUGAGCACACAUUGUGUUAUCUUUGUGGCCCUCCUCCUAUGAUAGAGAAAGUGAAUUCAGACCUGCAGAAAGCUGGCCUGUCGGAGGACAGAACUUUUGAGAAAUGGUGGUAGCACUACAACUCAGAUAUUCACAGCGAUGGAUGCAUCUGCAUCAUCAUAGAAACAGAAUCUAAUGGUAAUGGACCAGUAAAGCCUCUGAGAUCAAUUGAAACGCACAACAGACGCUAUGUCUGCAUUCUCCACAUUUAAAGGGAUAGUUCACCUAAAAAUGAAAAUUACCCCAUGAUUUACUAACCCUCAAGCUUUCCUAGGUGUAUAUGACUUCCUUCUUUUCGAUGAAGACAAUCGGAGUUAUAUUUAAAAAUGUCCUGGCUCUGUUUAUAAGCUUUAUAAUGGCAGGCAGUGAAUGGGUGAUAUUCAGUAGUCCAGUAGAAGUCUGAUAAAGUGCAUCCAUCCAUCAUAAAAAAGAUUACUGUUUAUAAAGUUUUAAAUUUGUAUUUUUUUUUUACAUAAAUGCAUCAAUUCGCUUCAGUAGGCCUUUAUUAACCCCGGGGACCACGUGGAGCACUUUUUAUGAUGGAUGGACACAGUUUAUUGGACUAUCGAAUAUCACCACCCAUUCACUGCCAUUAUAAAGCUUGGAAGAGCCAGGACAUUUUUUAAUAUAACGCCAAUUGUAUUUGUCUGAAAGAAUAAAGUUAUAUACACCUACGAUGGUUUGAGGGUGAGUAAAUCAUGGGGUAAUUUUCAUUUUUGGGUGAACUGUGCCUUUAAACAAACAAUUCUCUAGACACUGUCCUAUUUUUUGUUAUACCUCAUUUUAAAGAUAGACUCAACAAAUUGACCAUAACCAGCUCUGUAAUGCACUGCAUUAUAGUUCAUUUGCUGGUUAAUGGCAUAGUGUCCUGCUUCAAGGGCAUCAUGAAAUGAUUGCACCCUCAGAUUGCACUGGGUGUUUCAGAGAUCUGUGUAUAAUGUUGUAAUAUGUUGAUUGCAUUUUAGAACACAUAUUUAUUUAGUAAAAAUGUUGGGGGCGUGGAAAUUAUCAGAGUUGUGCAAAAAUAAUAUAAAACAUUUUUGCUCAUGAAUAUAGUCUUAAUUUGCUAAAAGAUGUUAAACAUGGUCCUUUUAAAGGGAUAUUCCACCUAAAAAUUACAAUUCUCUCAUUUAAUCUCAUGCCAUCCCAAAUGUUUAAAUCUUCUGAUGAAUUCAAACUCAGAUUUUUAGUAAAAUAAUUUAUUAGUCCAUAUAAUACAAGUGGAUGGAACCCUUAGAGUUGAUGCUUCAAAAACCACACCAAGUGACCAUGACAGUGCUCAUAUGACCCCAGCGGAUGAAUCAAUGUCUUCUGAAGCAAAACGAUGGGUGUGUGUGUGAGAAAAAUACUAAUAUUUUACCUUUUUAAACUAAACCAUAGUUUCUGGCUAACUGAUGGUUUCAUGGACCCACAAAGAUUGUUUUUAAAAAUCUGUUUGUGUUCCACAGAAGGAGAGUCAUAUACAUAUAGGAUGGCAUGAGGGUGAAAAAAUUAGAAUUUUUAUUUUGAGGUGGAGUAUCAUAGUGUCAUAUAUUGCGCCUUUUAAUCUCAAGUCAUGCGAAAACUAUUUUUAGCCUGGUCUAGCCAAGUGAUUGACUUUUUUUUUAACUGUAAGGCAGGACUACAGCUGCUAUUGUGGACUUUAUUUAGCAUAAUUUCCAAUCAAAAUUAAACUCAUAAACUAUAAUAAUUAUCUCCAAUUUCACAGGAAAGAUGUUUUUUAAAAACUGGAUUGAUGAACAAGAUCUUUACCCCUAAUACUGCUGAAAUGUUUCGAUAUCUUUGUAAAGUCACAAAAAACGACACUGAAAACGGAAGAAAACUGUGAGCUGUUUCUUCAAAUGAUGCUCUUUUAAUUUGCAUCAGAAGCCCAUUAUUGAGAGCUUUUAUUUACACCAUUAACUGUCUCACAGACGUUCACUUACUGUUACUUUACAAAUUCAGACAUUAGUUACUGCCAUCCUCACUGAUAUAAAUAAAUGAAAUAACUGAUGCAAUACUUACUGAUGAAAUAAAUGAACAUCUUGUGGAUUUUAUGCAUUUGAGCUAGUGCACAAUAUAUUGCAUACACUAAUACUGUAUGUAAAGCGAGUUGUUACACAGAUAUUGAGAGCCCCUCAAACAAAUGUUUUCACAUAUUUGUUAGAAUCUCUUGCCAUUGCCGAUGUAUAUGCCCAGGCACAGGCCUGACGAGAGUGUGUUCUGCCUGAAUAAACAAGAACAAAUUGUAAUGGUUAAAUAUCCAUAAAUGAAUACUGUCAGCACACUCCAGAGAAUAAAGCUCUCUCUGUUACGACCA
Molecule: messenger RNA, 3426 nt
Organism: Cyprinus carpio (common carp)
Lineage: Eukaryota; Metazoa; Chordata; Actinopteri; Cypriniformes; Cyprinidae
Product: oxidoreductase NAD-binding domain-containing protein 1
Cellular component (GO): mitochondrion
Molecular function (GO): oxidoreductase activity
Source: RefSeq, a predicted model, not a curated record